GAGGAGGAAGAGGAGGAGGAAGAGGAGGAAGCAGCCAUUUUACCACAAGGGACAGCCAAACUGGCUUUGCUUCUCUUGGCCAGCCCAAUGACCUUCCUCCCAUUUGCUGACCACUCCCCGGGGCUGGCCUCCCUGCUGUUCGCUCACUCACAAAACAGCCAGCUGGACAGCUCUGAGGAAGCAAACUCAGGCUCUUCCUCGGGCCUCUAGCUGGGUGCUGGCCUGUACUUCAACAGAGAGAAAGCGCUCUUGGGAGAACAGGUGCAGAGAACCUCAGCCAUGUUGGCCUCCUUGUUCUAUGGCUUGCUACUGGCGGCCUCUGUCACUUGGACCACGUCAGAUCCGGGGGAGUCCAGCGUUGACUUAGCAGACAUGCUUGACCCGGUUGAGAAGAUAGACAGGCUUAACCUGGUUGAGAAGAUAGGCGACACGCAUGCCAAAGUGCUGGAGAUCUGGAUGGAGCUAGGACGACGACGACGGGAGGCAGAUGCCGCUGAGAUGCAUGCAAUCUGCAGGGUACAGCCAUCAGCCACGCUGCCACCAGAUCAGCCGCAGAUCACUGGCUUGGUCCUCUUCCGGCAGCUGGGGCCCGGCUCCAGGCUUGAGGCCUACUUCAAUCUGGAGGGCUUCCCAGUCGAGCAGAACGCCUCCAACCGCGCCAUCCACGUGCAUGAGUUCGGGGACCUGAGCCAGGGCUGCGAUUCCACCGGGCCGCACUACAACCCGCUGGAGGUGCCGCACCCGCAGCACCCGGGCGACUUCGGCAACUUCGCGGUGCGCAACGGCCAGCUCUGGAGGCAUCGCGUCGGCCUGACCGCGUCGCUGGCCGGACCGCACUCGAUCUUGGGCCGCGCUGUGGUGGUCCACGCCGGCGAGGACGACCUGGGUAAAGGUGGCAAUCAGGCCAGCCUGCAGAACGGCAACGCAGGUCGCCGGCUCGCCUGCUGCGUGGUAGGCACCAGCAGCUCCGCCGCCUGGGAGAGCCAGACAAAGGAGCGCAAGAAGCGGCGGCGGGAGAGCGAAUGCAAGACCGCUUAAGCCUCACUCAGGGUCUCCGAGCCCAGCCGCUGCACGCAUAGAUGUCUCCAGGCGCCCCCAGACGCCUCUAGUCACCCCCCAGAGACUUCCGGGCGUCCUAGACAGAGGCCUCCCAGACACCUCAGUCGCCUCAGCGCGCCCCACAAGCUUCCAUGCACCCCAGAUGCCUUCACAAACCUCCGCGCGCUCCAGAUGCCCCCCCCCCCCGUGCCCCGGACACCGUUCCUGUGUCCAGGACACCUUAGGUAACCCAGAAAUCCUUUCACGCUCUUUGCAAUUCCACAGACCCAGAUCCUUCAUGCUCUAGAUCCACCCCGAGCCCCUUUGUGUCCCAAGACAAUCCCACAAGCCCCUAGUCUUUGAGUCUGCUCUCAGAGAACUCCCUCUUUCUCCCCAGAGAUCGCAUGUGCUCAGACACUCUCCUACUCUGAGGACUUCCCAGUUCGCACCUUUGAGAGUACUCCCUUGGGGUAUACUGAAAUAUCGCCCACCCCAUUUCUUCUUGCCCCCUUUUGUUUUCUUCCUGUCCCCAUAGCACCCGAGACUCCUCUCUUCCCUAGAGACCUCUUUUUUUUUUCUUCCCUUUGUUCCUCCAAGGCGCCCUGGGACCACUCUGACACCCUCGCCCCCACCCCCAAGUGCCAUGUUCCUGAUCAUCUCCUGGGGGAGGGGGGCAGGUUCUGUUUUCAUCUGUUUCCCAUAUGGUGCCUGCACCCCAGGGAGAGACGCUCCUUAGAGAGAGUAUUUGGGAACCUUGAUGUUGCUCAUUAAAAACAUAGCAAUUCACAACACAA
Molecule: messenger RNA, 1832 nt
Organism: Mus pahari (shrew mouse)
Lineage: Eukaryota; Metazoa; Chordata; Mammalia; Rodentia; Muridae
Gene: Sod3
Product: superoxide dismutase 3
Exons: 3
Coding region: 280-1038 (252 amino acids)
Biological process (GO): removal of superoxide radicals
Molecular function (GO): superoxide dismutase activity; copper ion binding
Source: RefSeq, a predicted model, not a curated record